AUGGAAAAUAAAGCCACGCUGUCGAGUUACGACAACGAGACAGUCGACGGCGGACGCUGGGACAACGACACCGACGCCGACGACAACGAUGACGAUGACGACAACGAUCACCUGUAUUUCUCCAACACGACGGCGCACGUGCGCGCGCUCAUCCUCACCUGCCUCGUGCUGUUCUCGCUAUUCACGAUGGUCAGCAACGGCCUCGUCAUCGUCAGCGUAGCGAAGAUCCGUCGUCUGCAAACCGCCGCCAACAUCACCAUCGUCAACCUCGCCUGCUACGACUUCGUCGUCGGUGCUGUCUUGUGGACGGCGGUGCUGCCUCGCGACACGCGUCUGCGCUGCGUCGUCUUUACCGGCUACGGAGUCUUCAAUAUCGUGAGCUCUAUGGCCGGCAUGGCACUGUGCACGAUCAACAGAUACACGGCGAUCUCGUACCCGCUACGCUACCCGUUGCUAAUGACGCCGGCGCGCACGGGCUGGCUCAUAGCCGCCUGCAUAACGUACGCAAUGCUGAUGAGCGUCGGCGGCAUGAUCCAGGUGGCGCUGCGGUGGCGGCCGUCGGCGCUGUGCAUACCCGGCCGGAUGAUGACACGCGCCUACGCUUACUACGUGUUCAGUCACUACCUCGUCCUGUUCGUACUCAUGUCAUACUGCUAUGGUGUCAUCGCCAGGAUCGCCUGGACGCACACGAAAAGAAUGGCGACGGCGUCGAACGAGGAACGACAAGAAAUGUCGGCUUUCCACGCGACGUUGAAGAUGUCGAAGAUCAUACUGACCGUUGUCGGCACCUCGUGGACUCUCCUCGGUCCGCACAUGCUGUACAUGUGUCUGCUUCUUGCGUAUCCCAACUCUGGAAACGAGUGGUGGCUUCAGGCGCUGCGCGUUAUUCGAAUAAACGGACUCAUAUUGAAUUCGUUUCUGAACCCGAUCGUUUACUUCUACAAGUUUAUGGACUUUCGCCUGGCCGUAAGAGAACUCUUCGGUUGCAAGAAGCCCUCAGUAGCGCCACUGCCGUAG
Messenger RNA from Priapulus caudatus, 1017 nucleotides. Its product is annotated as histamine H2 receptor-like. The transcript has a single exon. Gene Ontology annotation, molecular function: G protein-coupled receptor activity. Gene Ontology annotation, cellular component: membrane. Gene Ontology annotation, biological process: G protein-coupled receptor signaling pathway. The record is from RefSeq and is a predicted model, not a curated record. Lineage: Eukaryota; Metazoa; Priapulida; Priapulimorpha; Priapulimorphida; Priapulidae. Bases 1 to 1017 code for a protein of 338 amino acids.